Molecule: messenger RNA, 1754 nt
Organism: Cynara cardunculus var. scolymus (artichoke)
Lineage: Eukaryota; Viridiplantae; Streptophyta; Magnoliopsida; Asterales; Asteraceae
Product: 3-oxoacyl-[acyl-carrier-protein] synthase I, chloroplastic-like
Exons: 9
Coding region: 93-1625 (510 amino acids)
Biological process (GO): fatty acid biosynthetic process
Molecular function (GO): 3-oxoacyl-[acyl-carrier-protein] synthase activity
Source: RefSeq, a predicted model, not a curated record
UUCUGUCUAUAUAUCUAUAUCUAUCCACCAUAAUCAUCCAUGAUCCAUAUAAUUUGAAAUCCCAAAACUCCCAGAAACAACAGUUGGGAACAAUGGCAAGCAUUGCUACCACCUGUUCUUCUGCUUUGAUUUUCAGAAGAAAAGAAUCAAUAAGCAACAACAAUGGAGGUUCUAUGCUUCACUACAAUGGGCUUAGAGCCAUUGAGGUCAAUCAGAUUGCUGUCUCAUCUGGGUUCAACCCUGCUUGGUCCGCUUCUACUUCAGCUUCAAAAUCUAGAGCAAUCAAGGCCAUGGCGGCUCCAACUGUUUCAGCUCCCAAACGAGAAACGGACCCAAAGAAGAGGGUUGUGAUAACAGGAAUGGGACUUGUUUCUGUUUUCGGCAACGAUGUUGACACAUUCUAUGACAAACUUCUAGAGGGUCAGAGCGGAAUCACUCUAAUAGACAGAUUCGAUGCUUCCUCUUUUACUGUUCGUUUUGCUGGUCAGAUUCGUGAUUUUUCUUCAGUAGGCUACAUCGAUGGGAAAAACGAUCGUCGUCUUGAUGAUUGCUGGAGAUAUUGUUUGGUUGCCGGCAAAAAGGCCCUCGAGGAUGCAAACCUUGGCCAAGAAGUUCUUGAAACAAUGGACAAAACACGAAUUGGAGUUCUAGUUGGCUCGGGUAUGGGAGGGUUGACGGCUUUUAGCAACGGAGUGGAAGCACUUAUUCAGAAGGGAUUCAAGAAAAUCACUCCGUUUUUCAUCCCUUACUCCAUCACCAACAUGGGAUCGGCAUUGUUGGCCAUAGAUACGGGUUUAAUGGGCCCGAAUUACUCGAUUUCGACAGCUUGCGCAACCGCAAACUACUGCUUUUUUUCUGCUGCAAAUCACAUUAGAAGAGGAGAUGCCGAUAUUAUGGUUGCGGGUGGAACGGAAGCUGCGGUCAAUGCUACUGGCGUUGGUGGGUUCAUUGCUUGUAGGGCCCUGUCCCAAAGAAACGACGAGCCCCAUAGAGCUUCUCGACCGUGGGACCAAAAUCGUGAUGGUUUUGUUAUCGGUGAAGGUUCGGGUGUCCUGAUUAUGGAAAGCUUGGAGCACGCAACAAAGCGCGGAGCUAAUAUAAUUGGCGAGUAUUUAGGAGGCGGCAUAACUUGUGACGCUCACCACAUGACGGAUCCUCGCAAAGACGGCCUCGGAGUCUCUUCCUGCAUAACCAAGUGUUUAGAAGAUGCGGGUGUUUCUCCCGAAGAGGUGAACUAUGUGAAUUGCCAUGCAACAUCAACUCUAGCUGGGGAUAUGGCUGAGGUUAAUGCCAUCAAGAAAAUCUUUAAGGAUACAUCUGGGAUGAAGAUGAAUGGAACCAAGUCGAUGAUUGGACAUGGUCUCGGAGCUGCUGGUGGAUUGGAAGCCAUUGCGUGCAUAAAAGCAAUCAACACCGGUUGGCUGCACCCUACGAUUAACCAAGUUAGGUUUAUAGGAUCAAACGAUUGUGCAUCCUAUAUAUGUGUUACAAAUCUGGAGCCUCAGGUCGACAUCGAUACAGUCCCAAAUGUGAAGAAACAACAUGAAGUCAACGUUGCCAUUUCUAACUCGUUCGGGUUCGGCGGGCAUAAUUCGGUGGUUGCGUUCGCUCCAUUUAAGCCGUGAGCAGAUGCCCAUUUCUAUUCAGACCAGACAAACAAUUUAACCAUAUUUGAUGAUCACGGUGUAACACUAUUUUCCAAAUUCAUGUAUUUGAUGCGAUUAACGAUCUAUCGGUCAAUAAGACAUUAAUUG